Molecule: messenger RNA, 14257 nt
Organism: Lates calcarifer (barramundi perch)
Lineage: Eukaryota; Metazoa; Chordata; Actinopteri; Centropomidae
Gene: gucy1a2
Product: guanylate cyclase 1, soluble, alpha 2
Exons: 10
Coding region: 6293-8716 (807 amino acids)
Biological process (GO): response to oxygen levels; cGMP biosynthetic process
Cellular component (GO): guanylate cyclase complex, soluble
Molecular function (GO): heme binding; guanylate cyclase activity
Source: RefSeq, a predicted model, not a curated record
CUAGCUGGACACACUGACAGAGAGACGAAAGUGAAAAAACUGCAUCAAUCAGAGCUCCGCUUUAAGAAGGGAAGAGAUACAGGACAAGAUGAGGAGAUGGAGGGAAAAAAGAAAGAGGAAAAAGUGAUGAAGAUGAGAGAGGAAGAGCAGGUACUGUCCACAGUGUCCAAGAUAGGAUUAGCAUCAUGUUCCAGUGCUGUUUCAUACAAAAACUUACCUGGUCACAUUCAAACGAUGUAUGCCUGAUUACCUCAAAUCUGAGAUGAUGCAAACUGCUAACACAAAGUCGAAAUAAAGAAGGUGUAAUGAUUUUACUCAAUUAUUUUUAAUACACUUUGUGUAGUGAGGAAUCACUGAGACAGGGACAUGCAGUGAAUACAGAGAAAUAAACCAAAAGAUGCUAAUGUUUCAGACAGAGAGACAAGAAAAGAUGAGAAGGGGAGUAUUUGUAUAUGGGUGCACAAGUGUUUUGUUUUUUGAGUAAAAAAACACACUAUAAAAUAUUACUUUAUACCACAAAUACAAUUGGGUUGGUGGAUAGUGGAACAUAUGUGAAAAAAUUCACAGCCAAAACAUGAAUUAGAGCCAUGUGUCUAUGCGUCAUAUCCCUUAUUUUUAAAGUUUGUCUGUCCUCCCCUGCUCUCCAGCCCAGGGAUUUUAAUUUCUUACUCUGUGGCCUCAUGAUCCUUUGCAGCUGUCACUUAAUUCUAAGAGGUUUCAGUGUCAUCACAGCCUCACGGGCAAGUGUAUAUGCACGCACACGUGUCGCAGCAUCUCAGCCCUCACACCUAGUCUGACACACAUAGACUCCUCUCCUGAGUAAUCAGCCACCUUGCCCCAGUCUGUGACCUCAUCACUUUUUUCAGCUUUGCUAUUGGCUCUUUGAUUAGCUCAUCACUUCAGAGACCCACCUUAUUUCCAGGUUUCAUCUCAGACACCAUGUGGUGCAUGGGAGCAGCUGGUUAGUGCUGAAUGUGUGAAUCACAAAAGAUGAAGAUCUUGAUUCGUUCUUUUUUUAUUGCACACUGUUUGUAUAUGUGGUCACAUGGGGGGGGGAGCUUCAGAAUCAGGAUUUUCUCACUCCUACAUGCUCUGUAGCCAACAGAGACAGUCAUUUCCUUAAUGAAUCAACCCCUCGUAUCACAAACCGAAACGCCAUCUGGGAGACUCUACUCAGGUAGAUUCUGUAGUCAGUAUAUGGUUGGAAAAUAUAGGAUAAUCUGUAUUUAUAAUCCUCAUGUGUGGUACAUUCUAAACCCCUGUGAUUUGAAUAUAAAUGGGGAAUUAUUUCUAACUUUCAUAUAUCAUCACCCUGCAUUAUUUUUAUUAAGGCUGGCAUUAAAACAAUUAUUAAACAAUAAUAUAAAUUCUACUUUUUAACAAUCCAGUUACUGUCAAUAUCUUCAAAUAAACCAGAGCAUUGUGUGUAGUCUGAACAGAUUUGAGGAAAAACAGAUUUAAAACACCAUCCCACUUAACCUGACAGUGUUAAAUAAAGUGGGACUGGGGAUUUCAGGUUAAGCGGAACAAAACUUUCGAGUAUAAAAAUUACUCAAAAAUGAUGAUAUAGAUGAUUUAAACGCUAAAACAGUAAUGAUUUGUAAGAAGUUGUUUAAAUACAGUAUAACUAUAAUGUACAAAUAUUGUAGUGGUAGUUCAUUUUUUAUAUUAAUAAGCCCACAAGAAAUGACAAACAGUGCUAGGAAGAGGUAAAAUGAAAAUGAAAUAUGAAGGAAAGCAGAGUAAAGGCAGGAAUGAAGAAUAUCCAUGGAUGAAAGACAAUAACAGGAAGAGUACAAACAGAGAAGAAGCCAAAUGUCUAAAUCUACUGUCCAAAGAUGAUAUAUUACCAAAGCAGGACCUUUUUAAAUAAGUUUUUAAGGUAUUUUCUGAUCAUUUGCUCUUAAUCACAUAACAAUGUUCCUUCUUUUAAUUAAAUGAAAUGCAGUAACUCUUGACAGCUGACCAUCCAGCAUUAAAACAACAUGUUCUUAUUUCAAGUCACACUGAGCAAGUAUUAUUGCUAAAAGUAAACUUCCUGACAGCAAGGACGCAGAGAAAUGGAGUGAAUUAAUUUCCCAGAGGAAGAAGCUUUGUCCACUGUUAUUAUUUAGCAUUAUUAUAACAUCAUUUUGGAAAGAUCUGCUUCAUUGUAAAAAUCUGACUGAGACUGAACCACAGCUUCUCUGCAGCUGUGCAGUUAGCGGAUUGUUGUGGAUAAUGGAUCGUUUAUAUCAGAGGACCAGUUCCAUCGUAAAUCAGCAGUAAUUCAAUUUGUCAGCCACCUCUAAUACCCACCACUUGAAUAUGAUGUAACUGCUAAGAAAAAAAAUCCCACGAUCAAAAUGUGUAUUCAAAGGUCAGCUUACAAUGUGAUCAUUUUCAGAGGAAUCUGUAAUGCAGUUUUCAGUCUUACCACCACAACAUGCAAUUUGCAACUCUUUAACCCUGUUUGUCGUUUAGAAGCCGUCCCUUAGGACAGUACAAUAGGUUAUUUAUGUUGCACAAGUGAGGGAGAGGCCCAGGUUCACGGUUAAUAGUAGCAGAGUGGUGUGGAGUGAUGUAUGGUUAUGGCCAAUUAGAUUGGCUGUGGGCAGAUUUAUGACGGGCACAGCCAUUUCUUUUCCCUGUCUCUGCCUCACACACACAUACACACACACACGCACACGUCUUUUCUAGUGUUAUUUUGCAACCCCCCCUCCCGACACACCAUGUUGUUGUGUCCUCUGUCUCUUUGAUUCACUCAUUCAUUCGCUCUCUCCACCUCAGGUUCUCUAAUUUCUUCUCUUUCUAAUUCUUUCACGUUCUCUUUUGUACUUCACACAGUCAUUCUGCAUUAUUAGCAGGCAGGAGACAGAGAGAUGAGGCUCUAAUACAACGUCUUCUGUGACACAAAAUUGAAGCUGACAGUGAAAAACAUUUGCCACACACAAAGGAGAAAUAAAAGCUCCAUAAACUCUUGUGUCUAGUGCGAAAUGCUCGAAUUGUGUGUGUGUGUCUGGUGGUGUGUUUUAUGUUUGUCUGUACGAAUGUCUGCUUCUCUCCGGGGGAAGGCACCUGGCUCUGACUCGCUGGUGUGUGUCACAGGGAUGAACCUCUUCUUAUUUUCCUGCAUUCCACAGCCACAUGUAUUUCAGAUUUUGACGGUGCAAACUUUUCUCAGUGUGUCUGAGUCUGUUUCUGGAUGGUUUUGUCUAUAUAUGGUUUUGUCCCUUUUUGCAUGCAUUUAUAUUGGAAUUAUUUGUGUGUGUGUGUGUGUGUGUGUGUGUGUGUGUGUGUGUCUUCCAAGCUUUUAAACUCCACGUAAAUAAUAUGCAGGCUUGUACCUGAAAUGACACAGUAAAUCUGUCUGCAAAACAUGCUAGUUAUUUCCUCCCUGUCUUCUCAUGCACUUACUUUUUAUGGGCCUGUUUACUUCAGUACUGUAAAACGUAUUGCCUGCUAUUUUAAAAUUUACUCUAAAUUAAUAAUGCGUCUGACUUAAAGUAAACCAAUCACUCAGAAUGUCUUAUUUAUCUUAGUUGUACAUGAGUUAAUAUUUCAUCCACAAUUAGAGAAAGUUCCUCAACUCCUCAGUGCAUGUAGUUGCAUAUUGACAUUCAUAUUAACAUUUUGGAGCGGUCAAAGCGUGAUGCCUUCCUAUAUUAUGUAAACAAAGAUUAAUAAUGUGCACUUAUAGAUGACCAAAGUUUCACUUGACUAACAAUGAACUGACAUUUGUGACAUUCUGACUUUCAGAAUUUGGAAAUAUCAUUGUGAUUAUUAUAAAAUGACCAAAAUGAUAUGGAUGACCACAUUAAUGUCACCACUACACAGUGGUUCCGUCAGUUCAUUUCAGUUCUUAGGAACAAUGCCACUGAGACUAAGGGUAGGAGUGUGCCAUACUUAAUUUUAAAGAUAAGGUUAAUUUGUGAUAAUAAUAUAAAUUUGAUGUCCUCCAUGUUGAAUGUACCUAUUGAAUGAGAUUAGGAUGAGGAGCUUCCCUUCCUAUCUGUUCUAAAUCCCUGAUAGUCACUGAGCUCGUGCCCCUGUCUGCACUCAGCUAGAGAUGGCAGGCUGCCAGCUCAAGGCAGUCCCUCAGCUAGUAGUCUUAUCUCCUCUGGAACAUUAUUUAUUCCAUUGUAGGGUUGGCUUUAUUAAAUGCCCACAUUAUUACUGAUGGAUGGCAGACUGAUUGCUAAGAGCAAACGACCAGAUAAGGAGGGAGAGAUGGAGACUGUGUGUUGGUGUGUGUAGUGUGUUAGUGCAGGCUGUGUGUGAGAGAAAAGAGAGAGUGUGUAGGUGUGUGUUAGAGGGAGAGAGAGAGAGAGAGAGAAGGAGCAAAACUGUAUGCAAUGUAUCGGGGUCAUGCUGCUCCAGAAAGUCAAAUGAAUUAGUAGACACCUCCAGGAAAUUACACUGUGACACGUGUGUAUGUGUGUGUGUGUGUGUGUGUGCGUGCAUGCACAUGCAUGCACUUGCAUGAUGCAUCAUGACUGUUUCCGUGUCUCUCCACUUGUCCCUUUGGGGGCCAUAAUGAACAGACAUGCUCUGCCAAUCAAGGUCAAGGUCAUGGCUGUGAUUAGUGCCAGACACGAGCAUCAUCCUGCUCUCUGAUGGGAGGCAACAAGCGUGUACCACUGCUGCCAGCUCCAUUAUCUGCCUGUGGAACCAUAUUUGUCCUUGUAUACCCAUGUUGAAAACAUUUGGCACUUUGCCACGAACUUGGUUUAUUGGCCAUGACUGUUUGAUUACGAUUAGAUGUUGCUUGAUUGUCACCUCCAGUUAGUUAAUUGAGGAACAGUCACCUGUAUGUUGCAUGCCUAGAUGUCACUAUUGUGGGAAACUAAAUUAGAAAUCAGGAGCAAUAUUUACUCAACACUUUACCAGACAACUCUAAUUCAGUUUAUUUUACCUGAUGUUAACCUAAUGACCACCUGAAGCUCACAAACAGCCAUCAGACCAUCAAAGGAAAACAGAAUAUACUGAAAAUAUAAGUAACACUAAGCAAAUUUAAAUAUUACUUCUAUCUAUCUAUCUAUCUAUCUAUCUUCUGAUUGGUUUAUUGUCCAACUACAACGCAACACAGCGCGCUAAUGAGUCCUUCACAGCGCGAGCUCGGCAGACUGCUCUCAUCCGCACAGCACAUCACCGGUGCCUGCUGCUGUUGGCUGACCGCUCUCUCUCUCUCUCUCUCUCUCUCUCUCUCUCUCUCUCUCUCUCUCUCUCUCUCUCUGUCCUCGUCCCCCUUCCCUCCACCCCCAUCUCGCGCACCUCCACCGGAGCCACCUCUUUGCCCAGCAGCACACUCCGAGCGACGACCAAAAAGAGACGAGACGACAAGAAAGGAAAAAAAAGCUGAGGGGCCAGCGGUGAAGGAAUAUGAAGUGAAAGAUGGACGAAUGAUGAGAGGACGGUUAGUCGGCAGACAGACAGGAGAACCGCUGUCGCAGAGGACGAAGAGGAGGAGGAGGAGGAGAAGGGACGGAGGAGAGGGGGGAAGCAGACACAUCUGCCGUGACUUCGGGGAUUUCUCUCCGGCUAAAGUGGGGAGGAAAAGCGGAAGACGCCACCUUCUUCGGAUGCCGAAAUUCACGAUGAGCGAGAGGAAUAAUUAACAUGUGUCGGAAUUACCGCGGUGGACCAACAUGUUGUCGAUUUUGGCGACCGUUGUCAUUUUGCUGUUUUGCAAUUUUGCCACUUAAAGCAACGCCUCCUUCAAAAUAGUUUUCUUUCUUUCUUUUUUUUUUUUUUGAAGCAUCUUUUUGGAGAGUGUUCAGCCUCCAGAGGAGCAGGUUGGAUUUGUUUUUUUUGGGGGGGGGGAGUAAAAGGAGGACGGCUUUUAAGAUGCGAUACCCCCACCACCUCCUCCCCCUUACAUAAAUGUUUGCGUGCCGUUAGUGCUCCAGUUCUCGGUCGACCCCCCCCCAACUCUGGUUGCUGAGUCUCACACGCAGACAGACGCAUCUCAUAUGCACACACAGACACAGACAGACCUGGACAUUAUCUCACGCGCACGCACGCACGCACACACAGAGAACUCAUAUGUAUACAUAAUUAUAUAGACAGACCUUAUCCCCCCUUCCCCCCUCACCCACCCAUCCCUCCACCAACCCUCUUACCCCACCCCCCACCCCCUCCACAAUCUGAUGACUCCCCGGCGUAGAGGUGGACGUGGUACGGAACCGGCUGUAGCAUCAUCAUCAUCAUCAUCACCACCACCAUCACCAUCACCAUCACCGUCCUCAACACCACCACUGUCACCACCACCACCACCAUCCUCCUCCUCCUCCUCCUCUUCCUCACCAUCACCAUGUCCUCGUCGUCGCGCAAGAUCUCCUCCGAGUCGUUCAGCAGCUCGGUGGGCUCGGACUGCGGGCUCGAGAGCCCCGGGGGAGACGGAGGGGACGGCGGUUUGGAGCCGGCGGAGGAGAGCCGAGGCUGCCCCUUCUCCUCCUUCCCCUCCUCCCACAGAGCGGUGCUCUGGAACGGCCGCAGCCUCGCCGAGAGGUCGGCGUGCCCGGCGGGCGAGGAGCAGCAAGGACCCGGUGGACCCCAUAAGAGGGUCACCAGGAGGAGACGGGUGAACCUGGACUCGCUGGGGGAGAGCCUGAGGCGACUGACCUCACCCACGACACAGACUGUUCAGGAGGCUCUACAGCGAACUCUACAAUUCUACAGACAACAAGAGAUCAGGUGUCAGGAAGUUGGCAGUGAGGAGAGACGACUAGAGAAGAGAGAGGAGAAAUGCCCAUUUCUUGAAAAUUCUGGUUCAGAGGAAGAUGUCCUACAAAUCCUACAGUACAUGGCCACCAUACUGGGAGUACCAUUCUGUGAGCUGCGAGAGCAUUUUGGAGAGGAGUUCUUUGGCCUCUGCUUUGAAGAAAAUGAACGAGUGCUUCGGGCUGUGGGCAGCAACCUCCAGGACUUCUUCAAUGGCUUUGACGCCAUUUUGGAACACAUUCGCACCUCCACGGGGCGUCGUGCCUCAUCUGAGAGCCCCUCCUUCCAGUGCAAGGAUCCCCAUGAGGAGGAGAAAGGCAGAAGAAAAUUGGACAAAGGUGGAGAGAGAGGAGAAAGAGAUGGAAGAGGGAAGGUGUUGCUUCUUCAUUGCUUCAACCCUGCUCCUGUCGUUGGAUUGGUCAUGCCGGGGUUGAUCAGGGCUGUUGCCAGGCGGAUCUUUCAUUCAGAAGUUGAGGUGGAGGAGGUGCCACCUCUAACUCCCUUAUUGCCCAAUGAAGAUGCGGAACACACCGAUGGUGACUCUGCGACCCCGACUCCAACUGCGUCCCCCACUGCCUCACCCUCCUCAUCCCCGUCCCCUCCCUCUCCUUUUCCAACCACUGUUCCCACAGUUUGCCUGUCCUUCCAAAUCCAGGAGACAUGCCCUCCUUCCCUCUCCUCUCUCUCAAAUGCUGCUUCAGUGAGCACCAAACGGCCCCCUGCCUCACUCUCCACCAACCCCAGUGAUCUGCGCAUUGGCCUGGCCACGUUUUGCCGUGCCUUUCCAUUCCACCUUGUCCUGGGGCCUCGCAUGGAGCUACUGCAGCUUGGAGAGGGACUCAGGAGACAGGCUCGCAUUGAGCCUCACCGGAGCCUCUCAUUCAGGGACUGUUUUGAGAUUGUCUCACCCAAGAUGGAGCCUUCAUUCCAGGGCAUCUUGCUGAGGCUUGCAUCCCCAUUUACCAUCCGCACCAGGCCCGAUACCACACAGGCUGGCACCAAGGAGAAGGUCAUGGAACUGAAGGGUCAGAUGAUCCAUGUGCCCGAGUCCUGCUCCUUGAUGUUUCUGGGCUCUCCACGUGUUGAUAAGUUGGAGGAGCUGAUGGGCAGGGGCCUCCACCUGUCAGAUAUCCCCAUCCAUGAUGCUACGCGGGACGUUAUCCUGGUGGGGGAGCAGGCUAAGGCCCAGGACGGGCUGAAGAAGAGGAUGGACAAACUUAAGGCCACGUUAGAACGCACUCACCAGGCGCUGGAGGAGGAAAAAAGGAGAACUGUGGAUCUCCUUUACUCCAUAUUUCCAGGUGAUGUGGCACAGAAACUGUGGCAGGGUCAGCCAGUGCCCGCUCGCAAAUUCGAUGAUGUCACCAUGCUGUUCUCGGACAUCGUGGGUUUUACUGCUGUGUGUGCCCAGUGCACACCCAUGCAGGUCAUCUCCAUGCUGAAUGAGCUUUACACACGCUUCGACUACCAGUGUGGCAUUCUGGAUGUUUAUAAGAUCGAGACAAUAGGUGAUGCUUACUGUGUGGCAGGAGGACUUCACAAGAAGGUUGAUAGUCAUGCAAAACCAAUUGCCCACAUGGCUCUGAAGAUGAUGGAACUUUCUGAGGAAGUGCUGACACCUGACGGGAAACCUAUUAAGCUAAGGAUAGGUAUCCACACAGGCUCAGUGCUGGCAGGCGUGGUCGGGGUGAAAAUGCCACGUUAUUGCCUGUUUGGGAACAAUGUGACGCUGGCAAGCAAGUUUGAAUCAGGCAGCCAUCCAAGGUGUAUCAAUGUCAGUCCCACAACUUACCAGUUGCUAAAAGACGACCGCUCUUUUUCAUUUGUCCCUCGUUCACGACUGGAGCUCCCCGAGAAUUUUCCCAAAGAGAUCCCAGGGACCUGUUACUUCCUGGAGGCAGGGACGUCUCACAGUCAUGCCUCACUGACCAGCUCUCGCUCUGCUCCCCCGGCCUCCAUGAGAAAAGUCUCCUACAGCAUUGGGACCAUGUUUCUAAGAGAAACAAGUUUGUAGGUCCCACACACAAGUGUAGGCUGCAGAUAUUCAUUAUUUGAGAGGAUGGAUUUGAACCUGGGGAACAUGCAGGGGACCAAUCGCUUGGAUCACUGGAUAUGCAGCUGCAUUAUGUGGAAACUCAUUCAGGCCUGUGGGAUAGUCUGUAUGAAUCAAACUAAAAAAAAAAAAAAAUGCUCAUCAUAGGUGAAAAAGAACAACACACCCUCAUCUCCCAUAUGCAAGGGAGAUAUGGUUCAAAAGACUUGAGAAACAGCAACUGUGCUUGUCUUACAUGGACCCUUCUCCAAGGAAGUGUACUGAUGGUGAUAGUCAAGAAACCUUAUUAUAAAACUUAAUAUCUAGCUGGAUUCCUCAGCUCCAUACCUGGUGUUCAGCUCUCUCCACUGGUCUUCUCUCCCAAAAGGCACCCUGACCUGGGUCUAGAGACAACAAAGCUUGGAGAGAGACUAUUUACACGACCAGUGUUGCAAUGGAACUGCACAAAUAGAACAAAUCCACUUUCCGUUAACAGAGUGGAUGCUGAGGAAUGAAGAUGUAUGCGCUUUUGGAAGAUGGCAACAUUGACCCAAAUGUUUGCUGUGCAUCAUGGCCUCUUGUACAAGGAAGACCAUUGCUGAAGAACAAUACAACUCCCCUUCCUCCCCUUCCAACUGUCCCUAAAUCAUGUCAUGCUUUAAUUAACAUAUUCCUACCGUCUGCUGCUUGUUACAUCUAUCUGUCAACUUAGGACCAGUUGGUUGGGGUGGGGAGAGAAAGUGUGAGGCGCAAAUAAGGAAACAGGUUUGAAAAAGGGGUUGUUAAGGGACAAAUGCCAAAAAUGCUAAGCUGAUCUUAGAGCCUUUUCUGCUUCUAACCCACAGCAAACUAUAACCAACAACAAAUCCAGCCAUUUCAUUGCAGGUAAUAUGUUUAGGACUGAAAAUUAUUCCCAGCUCAGUGCCUUUUUACUGCUCAAAUCAGGACAAAUACAAGAUGGAUUAAUUUGAAAUAUUUGACAAGAAAAAAAUAUAUAUGCAGGAGCACUUCAUUUAUCUUAUGUUUGCUCUCAUUUGAAGAUGUUUUUGUGACAUUUCUGUAUAAUUAGCUAAACUGAGGAAUGAAGGAUUUUACAUGUGCCAAAGUUUAUGAGCCACAUUUGUACCUGUGAUCUUGAAAGUCACAGGCACAUAUCCCAUUGAGCAACCAGGAGUCCCAGCUAGUUGUGUAUUUUACUUUGAGACAGUCAUGAGUGGCUAGCAAAAUAAAUCAAGUGCUCCUCAAAGAGAUCAAAUAUUUUAAAUUCUUUUUAUCUGUUUUUUUUUUUUUUUUUGUCCAGCUCAACCAAUAAUACACGCACUAUAGUACUAAUAAUAUAGUACUAUACUAACUUGUACAUGUAGUCACAGUUUGCACGCUUGACACGGUUCACAUUUACAUAUAUAAUCUUUUUUGAUUGUAUUGUUUUUUUUACCACACAGAUAUAUAAAAGUAUAUACUAGCCCCUUUCAAAUCUAACAGGAUUUAAAAUGAAGUCUGCUGGUUUGUUGGUAGACUGAGGAUGAUAUACUCAGUGGAAAUCUCAGGCCUUCCAAAUACUUCAGCGUAGCUCAGUAACCCAGACAUGGGAAAGUAAAUGUCAGGAGUUUUUGUCUUAAGAAAAUCUUCAUAAACAUUAUGACAUCAUAAAGCAGGAAGUGAGGGAAGUUGGAUAGUCUCUGAAUAUUUUACUGACUUGGCACAUUUGGGUAUUUACAUUACAUUGCUGCCAUUGUUUGAUUCUUACAGGCCCAUAGAGAAAAGAAAAUAUUGUAGGAGGCACUAUUUUACAUGAAAUAUUACAUUUUUCAUGUUGAUAGAAAUGUUUAUAUGUUAAAUGUUUAUAUAAGAGGUACACAGACAUUUGUCAUCAUCACAUCUGAAUAUAACUUAUUGUUGAUGAUAAAAAAAAAGCAUCAUAAAAUGGCUUAACUUAAUGACAAAAUAAUUAAAGUGUUAAUAACUGCUCUUCAAAAAGGCAAAAUAAAAUGGGAAUAGCACAUUGCAAUUUCACUACAUCUUGGCAAAUGACAUACUGGUUGCCGAUCAAAUGUGCCACUUGAAUUCUGAGACCCCACCAGCGUAGGCUAAUCUUGUUUUGUAAGUAAAGGUUUGGUUCCUGCUGGUAUUUCAAUAGCCAAACUCACUGGCCUUGGCUGGAACAGGAGCACUUGCUGGCUAUUCUAUUUUGUGUAAAACACAGCUUGUGGGAAAACAUCAGGAUAAUUUACUUCAGACACAAAAACACCCACCUAGCCAAAAGUUUGACUCACUGAGAUUGACACCAGCACAGCAAAGUAAUGUGCCAUAUUAGAGGAAAAGAUGGGGAAGUCAAAAGAUUAACUUUGAACUACCAGUGUGAACCACAGAUGAACCAGAGAUGGGUUACAAGUGUUAGAAAACGUUGGUUAUAGUUCAUUAUUGCCAUUAGAUUCUCUGACAGCAGUAGCAUCAGAAACGCUUGCACAUUAACAGCAUGUUCUGUAAGGAUCCUGAUGGUAAUGAAAAUAGACAAUUUUGCUAAGAAAGAAAACGCAAAUAUAUUUUUGAGAAUAUUUUUUCCAUUUACCCCAUACUUAUCCAUAUUCAUUAUAAACAAAAAUAACUCCUAUUUUUAAUUGUUUCUUGUCAGAGUAUACUAUGCAGUAUAGAACUAACAGUGGAGUAGAUAUAAUAACACCUAAAGAUGAAUCUGAUCUGAUCAGCAUAACACAUGGGAGCAUAGUUUUUAGCCUAAAAAUCAGGAAUUGUAACACAAGAAAAUAUGUGUAUCAACAAUGAACUGGGUGCCAGUGUUUAGUGGGCCGACCUUGUAAUCUUAAGCCUAGGCAAAGUAUCUUUACUGAUUUAAAGACAAGUGUUAAUUCAAAAUUUAAGUCAGUAGAUUAAUUUUAGUGGAGGUUUGCUUCACCUCUUAGAAAGCAGCAUAAUGUCGCCCACACUUUAACGCUUUGUCGCAAGAAAGCCAAAACAGUUCAUGAGACCAAAAGGUCUAUAACAUUCAUACUUCUGUGUUUUUAUAGAGAACCAGAAUCUGCAACAGCCACCUGGUACAUCCUGUAUAUGAGUAAAUCAGUGGUUCAAGAGGUUUAGCACUUUGACCUCUCUCUUUAUAGUAACACUGACAUGCCAGCCCAGCACAAGUAAAUUCUGGUUCGGUAUAAAUUGCUAACUACACUAGAGAAUGGGUCACCAGGUUUUCCAAGAACCUGAAGGAAGUUUCUGAUGGGGAAAGUGGACACUGUUUACUUUAUGAAAACACCAGUUUUGGCAGAGGCAUCUGUAGUGUCUUUGGCUCUGUUUUACUUUUAUUAAAAAUCUCAUAUGGACAAAUAAUCCCAUAGCCCGUAGCCCCUCAUGUUUGAUGUUACUCAUCGGAGAAGAUGUAAAGCGACAUAGCCUCAUGCUGCAGGAUUCAACAUUUACAGUGCACUCAAGUCCAGGAACCAAGCAGACAAAAUUAGAUAAGAGGAAUUCCCAAUGAAUGACAGUCAGUAAUGACUACAGUGUUAACAGUGAUAGCCAUGGUUGCUAUUUUAGCUCACCAGCUGCAGUUGCAAACCUAUUUGACUACACAAGUUGAAUAUAAAAUUGCACAAGUGUAAACCAUGUUAAAUCCACUAUUGGAAAAAAUGUGCAUGGACAGUACUUUAGCUAUUCUAUCCAGUUUGACAGUUGUGUUAUUGAGCCUGGGGUAGGUUUUCCCAUGGCAGGUUUUCACAUAUAGAGACGCACAAGUGCUCUCUGACUGUCAUCCCACUUGUCUAUACUGCAUACAUGCAUAAAUGUGCACUUAAUAAAAAUAUUGUAGCAUAAAUGUAGUGCAGGUGUCAUUUACACUCAAUUUCAGCAGUGCCUGAAUUCUGCAUCAAGGCUAAAUAAAGGACAUUAUACCAGUGUUACACCCACACAACUUGUGUCCAACGCUCAAGUCUCCAAGUGUGUGAAAUCCCUGGCAUAAUAUUAGACAUUUGGUCAGAUCUUACAAGUCUUGCUGUUAUGAUGCGAGUGUUGCAGGUACUGGUUCUCUAACAGUGUUGUUGUCAGUCACGGACCAUUACACUGCAGUGCAUACUGUAGUUGACUUACUCAUACACAGACACACAUCACAGUUACAUUGGCAAUACAACCGAGCUGUACUGUAUAAGCUGUCAAACGGUGAGCACAGACAAAUGUCACGAGCCUGAGGUAAGUGUGGGCGGGUCCAGUGUGCAGUGAGACAUAGCCAAAUACAUCGGUAACUCCAGCAACUUUGUCUGCCUGUGUGAGUCUGUCCGUCUGUGUGUGUGUGUGUGUGUGUGUGUGUGUGUGUGUGUGUGUGUGUGUGUGUGUGUCAAACAAUAUGAUAACAUCUUGUGUGUGGAAGUGUACAUAAUAAUUUGUUAAUAAAGGCCUAGUGUACCUGUAACAAAUCUGUACAAUUUAGAUCUAUUUAAUAUAUUCAAACUGAAACAUGGAAAUUGUAAUACAAUUAUAUAGCUUUUUUUUUGUAUAAUUCACAAAAUGGCUUGACUUUUUCACAUUUUCCACUGCUUUGUUGUCCUUUUUCUAUUUCAGCCAGAUACAUUAUGUCAGUAUGUGUUCCAUCUAAAGCCAGGUUGGUUUUCCCAACAUGCAAGUGUCCCACAAAACCCUCCUACCCUCAAGUAAUGUCCUUUUUUUAGGAAAAAUGGUAGAUUUUUCAUUGUUACUAUUGUAAUUUUUUCAUUCUGCAUCACAUUUUGAAUAAUUUUCUUUAAUGAUGGAUUUAUGAGACAUUUUCUUCAACGGAAUGAGCAUGACACUGUCAUUUUUAUUGAAAAAUAAAGUUGCUUAACAUAUGUUUUUUGCAGGACAUUGUUAUAAAAAACUGUCUUGUUGCCAAGAUCAACUUCAUCCCCACUGACUUACAGUACAGCGGGUCUAAGCUGAUGGGAAACUGGUCCCUAUUGGUUUAACAUUAGCCUGGUUUCAACAGCAGAAACAAACACGGUUGAUGCUUGUCAUCCAUGUCCAGGGUCCUCAAAAAAACUCAGCUCCAAGAGAGGAUACACACUACUCCACUGAUGUUCAACCUGUAAAGCUUCAUCCACAUGAGAAUAGUAGCUUUCAUAACAUUUGCUCAUCAGCUUAGUUUAAAACAAAUUAAGUAUCAGACCUCACUUUGGGACUUGCUGUCUGAUGUCACGUGUCAAUCUGGUCAGUAUUUUGUACUUUGGUGUCAUGUUAGUAAACACAGAGAGCCCGUCCCUGGACAUGAACCCUGUUUGAAGCUGUUGGAAUCAGGUGUGUAUGUGGAAGAGGCUUGAUGACAGCUGUUGGUUUCUGACUGACAUUAAGGGCACAUCUUCUGUCUUAUAUGAUGUAAAUAAAAAAACACCAAGUAUCUUUAAUAAGGAAGAAAGACUGGCUGUUUCUGUGUAUACAAACAUUUAUACAUUGAGUAUGUGUGAUAAAAGUGAUUUCUCUUUUUGUCAAGUGUGUGUAGAUCACAUUGAUAAUGACACAAAAGUGCACCUACAGAUUCCAUAACAGACUGUUCCA